Messenger RNA from Aspergillus alliaceus, 2127 nucleotides. RefSeq names its product transketolase family protein. Gene Ontology annotation, molecular function: transketolase activity. The record is from RefSeq and is a predicted model, not a curated record. The transcript has 3 exons. Gene Ontology annotation, biological process: pentose-phosphate shunt. Gene Ontology annotation, cellular component: cytosol. Bases 1 to 2127 code for a protein of 708 amino acids. Lineage: Eukaryota; Fungi; Ascomycota; Eurotiomycetes; Eurotiales; Aspergillaceae.
AUGGCUGUUGGUCCGAUCGCCGUCAACGGCAGCGGAAAGUCUGCCCUCCCGCUGGUCCAACAACUGUCGAAAGACCAUGAAGUCGUGUUAAAGACAUUCCGUCUGCUCAUUGCAGACUUGUGCCAACAAUUUGGAGGAGGCCACCCUGGAGGCGCCAUUGGUAUGGCCGCCAUCGGAGUCGCUCUCUGGCGAUAUGUUAUGCGCUAUGCUCCACACACUCCGGAUUACUUCAAUCGCGAUAGAUUCGUUCUCUCCAAUGGUCAUACUUGCCUAUUCCAGUAUACGUUCCUACAUCUCACCGGGUACAAGGCCAUGACCUUUGACCAGCUCAAGUCUUACCACUCCGACCGUAUCGACGCACUUUGCCCCGGCCACCCCGAGAUUGAACAUGAAGGUAUUGAGGUCACAACCGGACCUCUGGGUCAGGGUGUUGCCAAUGCUGUUGGAUUGGCCAUGGCGACCAAGAACCUGGCCGCGAAAUUCAACCAGCCGGGAUACGAUCUUGUUUCCAACCAUACUUGGUGUAUGAUCGGAGAUGCGUGUCUGCAGGAAGGUGUUGGGUUGGAAGCUAUUUCAUAUGCAGGUCAUCUAAAGCUCAACAACCUGACUGUUAUCUACGAUAACAACCAAAUCACCUGUGAUGGAUCGGUCGAUCUGACGAACACCGAAGAUGUUAAUGCUAAGAUGCGCGCCUGUGGAUGGGAGGUCAUCGACGUCGAGAACGGUUGCUACGAUAUUGAAGGUCUCGUAAAGGCCCUGGAGCAGGCUCGCGUUUCGAAAGACAAGCCAACGUUUAUCAACGUCCGCACGGUAAUUGGUCUCGGUAGCAAUGUCGCUGGCAUGGCUGCAGCCCACGGUGCUGCAUUCGGAGCCCCGAAUGUCGCCCAGAUGAAGAAAGACAACGGCUUCAACCCGAACGAGCACUUCGUCAUCGGGGAGCCCGUGCGGAAGUUCUUCGAAGACCUUCCAGCUCGCGGCGAAUCAUUCGUUCGGGACUGGAAUGAACUCGUGAAGCAAUACAGUGCUCAGUACCCCGAGCUAGGCGGAGAAUUCCAACGGCGCAUGAGCGGAGAACUGCCCUCCAACUGGAAGGAUCUGAUUCCCACCAGCUUCCCAGAGAAACCCACCGCAUCGCGAGCCUCCUCAGGCUUAGUAUUCAACCCUAUUGCCGAAAAAAUGGAGAACUUCAUGGUCGGUACCGCAGACCUCUCGCCAUCCGUGAACAUGAUCUGGCCGGGAAAGGUGGACUUCCAACACCCCGGCCUACGCACAACAUGCAACAUCAACGGCAACUACUCCGGCCGCUACAUCCACUACGGAGUGCGCGAACACGCCAUGUGCGCCAUCUCCAACGGCCUAGCCGCCUACGCCCCCAACACCUUCAUCCCCGUCACCUCCUCCUUCUUCAUGUUCUACCUCUACGCCGCGCCCGCUGUGCGCAUGGGCGCCCUACAGCGCCUCCAGAUAAUCCACUGCGCAACCCACGACUCCAUCGGCAUGGGCGAAGACGGCCCAACCCACCAACCCAUCGAACUAGCCGCCUUAUACCGCGCCAUGCCCAACCUCCUCUACAUUCGCCCCGGUGACAGCGAAGAAACAGCCGGCGCCUGGAUCACCGCCCUCGAAGCCAAAAAGACAUCCACUAUUAUCUCCACCUCCCGACACGCCUUACCCCAACUCAAACAAACCCGCCGGGACGGCGUCACCCGCGGUGCCUACGUCCUCCAGGAAGCCGAAAACGCCGCCAUAACCCUCAUCGGUGUCGGCGCGGAACUCUCCUUCGCGCUGGAAGUCGCCUACAAGCUCAAGGAAAGCGGUAUCGUGGCGCGAGUGGUCAGUUUCCCCUGCCAGCGGUUGUUUGAGCAACAGUCUCUUGAGUAUAGGCGGUCUGUUUUGCAGAGGCAUAGGGGGGUUCCGGCUGUUGUUAUUGAGCCUUAUGCGCCGAAUGGAUGGGAGCGGUAUGCGGAUGCGGGAGUUUGUGUUAAGCGUUUCGGGCAUAGUUUGCCGGGGAAGGUAGCGUAUAAGUUCUUUGGGUAUGGGAUCGAGGAAUUGACGGAGAAGGUGAAGGGGUAUUUGGGGCGGGUUGAGGGGGACGAGGUUUUGCGGAGGGAGUUUGUUGAGUUAUGA